CCACACAGUUAUUCUGUUUGGUACAACAGCAACAGGGGGCAUGUAAAUACUUCUCCUUUUUUUAAGUGCAUUUUGGCUUUCUCUUUUUAAUACAACAACAAUCGGCGCGUUUUGAACACGUUACUCAAUGGCUGAUGACAGCCAGUCUAUCCACGCAUCAGAACAUUUACAAUUUCACGCCCGUUCUCAAAAAAAUUCCACAGCCUGCAGCAGCAUGCCCGUGCAGAGGGCGAGAAGCCCUUUCAAUAUUGCCAGGGACACAAAUGAUGUUUGUAAUCAAAUUCUUCAGCUUUUUUUUCUUUUUUUUUUUUUGAAGGGAGGAGGGUUUGGUGGACAUAUAGGCGGGCUGACGAUCCCUCUCCACACACUGUCAGCAACAGAGGAGCGCUGCAGUGGGAGCUGGGGUUUUUUCUCCCCUCGUUGCUAUUGUUUUGUGAAUGGAUAUUUAAAGUUUGAGAUCCAUGCGCGCGUUCUCUCUCUCUCUCUCUCUCUCUCUUUCUUUCUCUCUCUCUCUGUCUUAUGAAAUAGCAUGAUCGCUGCUGAGCUUCAGACAGAUUUGACCUGAGCUCACACACAGGAGAGAAGGCGAAAUGGAGACUAUCACGACCCAUGACUUCCUGAUUAAUUCAACAGAACUGAACAGUGUCUUGUGCCGCUUCGGGAUCAAUAUUUCGGAUUGCGAGCCAGGACGGGGCCCCUCUCCAGAGCCUAACGACAUCUCCCAGCCUGUCCGGAUCGUCCUGUACAGCAUCAUCUUCCUCCUCAGCCUCAUAGGCAACAGCAUCAUCAUCAUCGUCCUGCUGCCGGUAGGACGAAGACCGCGGCUGAGGACCAUCACCAAUCUGUUCCUGCUGUCCCUGGCAGUGAGCGACCUCAUGAUCUCCCUGGUGUGCAUCCCCUUCACCUUAAUCCCCAACGUCAUGAAGGAUUUCAUCUUUGGCCUCGGCAUGUGCAAGCUGGUCACGUACUUCAUGGGCGUCUCGGUCAGUGUUUCCACCUUCAACCUGGUGGCCAUUUCCAUCGAGCGCUACUAUGCCAUUUGCAGCCCCCUCGCUUCCAUGGUGUGGCAGACAAGGAGCCACGCCAAGAAGGUCAUCACCGCCACCUGGGUGGUGUCCUUUAUCAUGAUGCUGCCCUACCCAAUUUCCAGCACCCUGAGGCCCUUCACCCGCCUCGACAACAGCACAGGACACAUGUGUCGCCUGAUAUGGCCCAACACAGUGUUCCAGCAGUCCUGGUACAUCGCUCUGUUGCUGGUGCUUUUCCUGAUUCCUGGUAUCAUGAUGAUGACGGCCUACGGACUCAUCUCCUUGAAGCUGUACAAGGGAAUCAAGCGAGCGCAGUCCCUGAAGAACUCCAGCCGUGAACGCCACGCCAGCACCGGCAGCGUCAAACCAGGAAAUGGCGGCGGCUACAGCUCAUCUGAGAGCAAGAGAUCGAGGAAGAGCAGAAGCGGCGAGUUAGCGGAGGCGUCCCGAAACUCCAGCAAAAAGGAGCUGAUGGCCAAUAAACGCGUCAUCCACAUGCUCAUAGUCAUCGUUUUUCUCUUCUUCCUCUGCUGGACCCCCGUCUUCGUCGUCAACGCGUGGAAGGCGUUCGACCAGCGCUCGGCCAACCGUCUGACGGGGGCGCCCAUCUCUUUCAUCCACCUGCUGUCCUACACCUCGUCCUGCGUCAACCCCAUCGUGUACUGCUUCAUGCACAAACGCUUCCGGCGGACCAUCCUGGCUACCUUUUGUAGCUUCAACAUCCCGGGGAGAAUCAGGAAGUGGUUCUACUGGGGGAAGAAAAAAAGCCCAUCUGAAUGGCACAAAGACGUGGCGAGAGGAUACGCGCCCUCCAGUGACCUGAAUGUCGAUACUCAAAGCACCAGAGAGAGCACGCCCGGCGUCAACACGAACAUCCCCAUGACCCAGUGCAGCGAGGUCCCGUGAUCUGGACUGCUCUGUGCAUGCUGUAUGUAGAAGACAGCGCGUUGCAUGUUGCUGAGCCCUCACAGUGCUUUCAGGACCGGGUUUAUGGGUCUUUCUUUCAUUUUAGCUUGGUGUGAAACGACACGAGUCGGUAGGCUGACGCCUGCUUGACGCAGGCCCCUCACAGCAGACGGUCACAGCCAGAUGUUUUCCGGAGACCUUCAGAGUCCAGAGUACUGACGAUGCUCGUUCAUCUUCAGGGUCCGCGAGCGUGACAUGAAGUGCUCUGACCAGCAGUAAACGAGUCAACGUCCCAGUCCGACACAUAAAUACCGCCACAUACUUUAGAAUCGUCGUGAGCUCUGGAAUUACACAUAUGAAGAAAUAAACAUUUUUCUUAAAUAAUAUAUAUAUUUUUAAAAUGUUAAAACAAUAUCUAAUGUUUAAAGACCAGUCCACAAGCAAAAAUAAGUGGGACUUUUCAUUUUUUAAAUUAUUUUUAGUCACAAAAAACAAACAAUGUCCUAAGCAGAGACUAACGAAACUCAGUUUGUUUGUUUUUUCUGGGUAGCUGAUCAAUUAAAAUUUCCGAAAUGAUAAUGUUGCCUACUUCAUAAUUGCCCACUCUUUGUUGUGUCUGUAAGUUUGUUUCUUUUGUUGUUGUUGUAUUUGGAAGCAACAUGUAUUGCUAAAAGCAGUUGGCGCCACAAAUAUUCCGACUUGAAUCUAGAAAGCCGUCAGGCCUGGUGUGACGCCAUCCCCACCUCCGAGUUUCAACCUCCGAGACAAAUCAAACGCAGCUUGCGGCUAGAUUUGUCCCGAUCCCGUUUCUAGUAAAUGUUUAAAUUCGCCUUUGUGCUGAAAAGAAUAACAAGCUAGAAGAAAUGUUCAGUAGUGUGUUGUGAAAUAACAGGUUGCUUUUUAAAAAAAAAAAAAAAAAAUCAAAAAUCAGAAAUAUUUGCAUGUUAAUUUCUUUCUUGAUGUCAGAAUGAUGUCCUCGAUUCAAACCCAUUUACCUUUCAUUGGUUUUCACACCGUUUUGCAUCUUGACGGCAUUUUUAAAACGCUUGUUAUGCAGGCCUGCACAUAAAAAAAAUGAAGGAUAUUUUCGUAAAUCUUCAAGCCCUGUCAUUUCUUUGAAGUGUGUUUCGCCUUUCAUUUGCUCCUGUUGUGAAAGUCAGUGUGUCCUGGAACUACACGGAUCGAUGGGGUGCCGUUCAGUCACAACAGGUUGUGUUACCUUUCUUUAAGGACACGGUCUCAUUUUAUUUAUUUUUCAUACCAAAGGAUCAACUCAAUAUAUGGAAAUGAACUUUUAGUGCUGUGAUAGUGCCCUCGGGGCCGCCAAAUAUUUCUUUGGUGACUUAAUAAAUAAGGGAUGGCUUAAGUAUUACUUUCAGUUUUAAUGGUACGGGUGAGUAAAUAGUCUGUGCACCUUACUUUGAGAUCAAAAGUUGUUGUGGUGGAUAUGGAGUUUGUGCGAGAGCUCAUGUUUUAUUUAGUUUUUUAUUUCCCCCUUUCUUAAUACAGAUACAUCUAAUUUUCAAGAGUCAACCUUAAAGUUUAAACCUAAACUUUUAAACAACAAAAGGUUCUUUUGUUCUUUAAAACAAAAGAACAAGCACAAAGGUCAACAAAGGUCAAGCACUCCAGACAUUUUGGAGUGCUUGACCUUUACACCGUCUCUUUGAUUUGAAUCUUUACAUACUGCCUUUCCACGUCCCUAGAAGAUAUUCUCAACGUCUAGGAAUCACCGGCCUUACCGAUACAUUAAUCGACAGCUUCGGACUGAAACCCUCCCCCUGCUGCACAAACAGCUGCUGCCCUUGAGCCUCUGCAUGUAUGUGUACCUAAAGGACUGGGCAACUGGAGAGGCCUUAUCUUUUUGUGGGAUUUGUAACACCUGCAGCUCGUCUUUAAAGAGUCGGCCUCUCCCCUCACCCACAUGAUUUCCACACAUUCUUUCUGUUGAAACAUAGCAGCGUCGAUGUAGCAACGUACGCGUAGUUUUUUUCCUUUCCUGUGAGUUUAUAUGUGAAGGAUCCAAUAUUCCUCUUGCCGUUUCUGCCAGUUGUGAUGUGGAAUGUUGGCUCUCAAAUGUACUUCGCCGUCUUUUUGUGAUCAGGCUCGUUUCGGGCGAACGACUGACUAGAAAAAUGCGAUAUUUAACGACUCAUUACGAACGUGGCUGUCGGAAAACGCUUCGACAUUUUACAGCGACUUGCAGCGGACGUUUUCCACGCGCCAUGGUCAUAACUACGAACUUCAAUGUGUCUUGCGGGAAUUUGUGUAACAGAUACAGGCGGUAAAAGACGUGCACAACUUUGAAGUGGAAAAAAAAAAGAAAAAAGAAAUGUCGUUUAUAUGUAAAACAUGUUUACAAAUAAUAAUUAAAAAAAAUCUAAAAAGUGUGGCGUGCGUUUGUAUUCAGUUCCUCUGAGCGAACACCUUGUGGAACCGUGUUUUGGGGGUUGUGGCUUUACACACAGUGCCUUUAAAAAAUAUUCACCCCCUUGAGUGGUUUCUCCUUUUUUAAUUGCUUUUGCAAAUCAUAGUCAACAAUAUUUGGCUUUUUUGACAAACAAAAAACCCCUUUGAUAUCAAAGUGAAACUGAUUUCUAUAAAAAAUAAUUAGCAUUAGAAUAAUUGAUUGCAUAAAUGCCCCCCUUUUAAAGGCAAUAAAACGUCAAAGGGGGUGAAAACUGUUCAUCGCCACUGCAACUCUUACUUAAACACAUGAUUAAUAUAAUUCAUUUGACUGGUGCAUGGAUCAUAAUAAUUGGUAUUUUGUGACAAACGUUUGGUGCCAACUGGAUGUGAAUGGAAAUGUACAUGUAAGAAGAAACAUACUUUUUUUUUUUUUUCUUCUUACAGUUCUAAGCUGUGAAGUUUGUGUGUAAAGUGCUGUGUAUAAAAACCUGGAGCGCACACAGAUCCGGGGCAAAACAAGUCGGUGCUUUUAGUGGGUUUCGCAAAGUGGACCUUGAAGGAGGAGAGCGACUCUGGCGAGACUCGUGUGUCGCUGAAGGAGCAAAUAAAAGGAAAGCUUUAUGUAAGAGCAGGACAAAUCCAGGUCAGUCAUCCGUACCCUCUUCAGCAUCCAUUCAGAGGAAAAGUAAUAAAUAAAACGAUUCUUAAAAAAAAACAUACUUUCACUGACCAAUUAAAAACAUUCACAUUUCAUCGCUUUUUAAAUUCUCAUUUUAUUCCAAUAUUGCAAGUUUUUUUCUUGUUUUUUUUGUUGUUUUUUUUCCUUUCUUCUUUUAAUGACAUACAGUUUUGAGCAUGAUCUGGAGCUGCAAUAUGUACAAAAACAAACUAACAUAUGUUAUUAAGAAAAGAAAAACAAAAAAGAAAAAUAAUAAUAAUAAUAAUAAAAAAAAAAACGUCCCCUUUGUUUUUGACGUUAUUGCUAAAUGUUACAAACGGCACAGGUUUCUACCAUCAGCAACCCUUUGAGCACUGAGUAUAUAUAUAUACUACCACACGACACCUCUGCUUACCAUUUUUACUAGAAUAAUACACAGAUAACAGUGAGAGUAGCGGGAGAUGAAGGCGAGGAGGAGAUGAAGACAAAGAAAGGGCGAAACGGGUGCAGCGAGGCUAAGCAACAUAAAAAUGUGAGAAAUCUUCAAAUGCACAAUGGAAGAUUAAAAAAAAAGACAUUAAAAAA
Messenger RNA from Xiphophorus hellerii (green swordtail), 5586 nucleotides. RefSeq names its product cholecystokinin A receptor (gene cckar). Lineage: Eukaryota; Metazoa; Chordata; Actinopteri; Cyprinodontiformes; Poeciliidae. Gene Ontology annotation, cellular component: plasma membrane. The transcript has 5 exons. The coding region runs from base 591 to 1934 and encodes 447 amino acids. Gene Ontology annotation, molecular function: neuropeptide receptor activity; gastrin receptor activity. The record is from RefSeq and is a predicted model, not a curated record. Gene Ontology annotation, biological process: neuropeptide signaling pathway.